Messenger RNA from Ostertagia ostertagi, 1008 nucleotides. NCBI's taxonomy places the organism in Eukaryota, Metazoa, Nematoda, Chromadorea, Rhabditida, Trichostrongylidae. The record is from the annotation of a GenBank genome assembly.
AUGCCGGCUGCAGCACCUACGCGGUCAAUUCUUGAGCUCUCAAAGAGGAAACCAAAGAAAGUAAUCGAUUUAGUAGUUCCUGAAACUCGGCUGGAAUUGUGGACAAAAAUGGAACCGAGGGGGUUGUUGUCUGCAUACUUGCAGUUAUCCAAGUCGAAGCUAACGAUGCUGAUCUCGUCCACCGCUAUUGCUGGUUUUCUAAUGGCACCUGUGACGGCACCGAUAGCUACUCUCGCAGCAUGUGCGGCAGGGACAGCUUUACUUUCUUCAUCCGCCAAUGCUUGCAAUCAGUUGCUUGAAUCACCCUACGAUGCUCAAAUGAAGCGCACGCAAAGUCGUGUUCUUGUUGUCCACAGGUUCUCCCCACUUCAUGCUCUUUCGUUUGCCAGUGUUGCGGCCAUAACUGGUAUUGCAACAUUAUAUGUGUUGGCGAAUCCAUUAACUGCAGCUCUCGGGGUGGUGAACAUCUUCCUUUACGCUGGCUUGUAUACACCUCUCAAACGCACGCAUAUUGCAUGCACUUGGGUCGGUGCCGUGGUAGGAGCAAUUCCGCCACUAAUGGGUUACGCCGCAGCAACCGGAACAAUCGACGCAUCGGCUCUCUGCCUAGCUGCUAUUCUAUAUUCUUGGCAGUUUCCCCAUUUUAAUGGAUUGUCGUGGAAUCUUCGAGGAGACUAUAGCAAGGCUGGAUAUCGUGUUAUGUGCGUUACCAAUGAGCGACUCUGCCGGGUUACAUCGAUUCGACAUAGCUUGGCACUGUCUCGGCUUUGCAGUUUUGCUGCGCCAUUAACGAAUCUCACGACGAUUACUUUCGCUUUAGACUCUCUUCCUGUGAAUGCAUAUUUAUGCUGGCUGGCGUAUAAGUUUUACUCUGCCCCGGAUGCUAGCAAUUCCCGACGAUUAUUUUUUUAUAGCUUGCUCUACUUACCUUUGAUAAUGAUUUUGAUGGUAGUGAGCAAUUAUGGACGCAACGUCGAGCAGAAAGUGCCGCUACUGGAACGCGAUUGA